AUGUCACCGAGCCUGGACGCUACAAAGGAACAGGGAGAAGUGACAGACCUAGUGGACAGUGGACGUGUGAAGAUCCAGACUCCGGAGCCAACCGAACUUCGUAUCAACAGACAUUCAAACGCGAAGAAAAACGAUCACUACUUCGUGAUCCAGGCGGUCUUCUGCGUUGCUAAAAGGAGUCAAGGUACAGUUUUGGCUUUCAACUUCUCGGUCAAGCUGACGUCCAGUGGCUAG
This is a messenger RNA of Phytophthora nicotianae INRA-310, 234 nucleotides long. RefSeq lists its product as hypothetical. Lineage: Eukaryota; Oomycota; Peronosporomycetes; Peronosporales; Peronosporaceae. The record is from RefSeq and is a predicted model, not a curated record. The transcript is spliced from 5 exons. Bases 1 to 234 code for a protein of 77 amino acids.